This is a messenger RNA of Fundulus heteroclitus (mummichog), 6598 nucleotides long. RefSeq names its product rho guanine nucleotide exchange factor 28. Gene Ontology annotation, molecular function: guanyl-nucleotide exchange factor activity. Lineage: Eukaryota; Metazoa; Chordata; Actinopteri; Cyprinodontiformes; Fundulidae. Gene Ontology annotation, biological process: regulation of Rho protein signal transduction. The record is from RefSeq and is a predicted model, not a curated record.
AUUGAAAUGUAAUCGAUGUCGUGCUCGUGCACGCCGGCGGCCACGCGCUUUAUUGAGCCGCCGCGCGUGUGGAUCAGAUUCGCGGACGCUCCGGACUUCUCUCUUUACACGCAGCCGUGGCAGGAAGGUCGAUCGUUAAAAUCAUUACGCGCCUUCUUGAGAUCAAAAGCCGACCCCGUCUCUUCAGCUGUUGUUUACAUGGAGCUGAGCAGGAGGAAGGUGCCUCUCUAUGGCGAGGCAAAGGUAUUUACAUUGCUGGAGGGUUUGGACUCAGUGCCAGAGGAUGCCGAGGUCUACGUUGUUCUGGAAGGAUCCACGCUGGUCCAUGUAACACGGGCUCACAAUGAUGUCAUGCUCUACUUUAUUGUGCCAGGACACAAUCUGCCUGAGGAGGUCUCUGUGCAGGCCUAUCUGUGCUCUGAAAGCAUGCAGCUCACCUGGGUUGGUGGUGCUUCUUUAGAGUAUGUACAAGAUGAUGCUCAGGACUUGGCAGAGCAUAUAAUCAUCCACGGACAUCGUCUGAACGCCACGGAUCACAAGGAGCUGAGCGGCCUCUUCAACCUGCGCCAGGAGAGCUCUCGGUGGGCUAUGGAUCGUAAAGUGGCCCUUGCCAUGGCCAACCUGGACAUUCCUCCAAAGUGGAAUGUACUGGGAAGCCAACAUGGAAAUGAAUGCAGUCCCAGAGAGUGUCCCCUCCACCUGGCUGUGCGAUGGGGUCUGUACCGGCUGGCGGAGCUGUUUCUCUGUCAACCGGGGGGUUUGAUGGCUGUCAGUCUACCUAAUGAAGAGGGCGUCACACCGCUGCAGCUCGCACAAAACACAGGCAACACUGAGAUCCUGGAGCUGCUCACAAACCCACCCAACCCCCUCGCCACUCCUCCAGCAGGUCUGACUCAGGUGUGGGUAGAUCGGUCCCGCUUGCUGAGGUUUUGCCACGACACAGGGAACCUGACACUGACUGUUCGACAAAACCUGAGGUGGAGUUCAAUGGAGGGGCGAUACGCUGAUAUCCUCCUGCUCAGAAAAAGGCUCAGAGAUGAGAACUUCCUCAGGGAGAUCAAAGCGUUGAGUAGGGAGCGAGUGGAAACCAUAACCGAGAAGGAAGAACUCGUAGAUGACCCUGCAGACACAGCUUUGUAUGCUGACAUAAAUGGAGAAAACUCUGCUGAUGAAAACGUUCUCAACUUUUUCGCCGAGGACUGCGAGGAGCCCCUGAUUUUCGGCCUGAACGAGGAGGACGAAGAGGACGACCUUUCACGCUCUGACUCUGAGAAAAGCCAGUCCAUAAGGGAGAGCCAGGCCUCGUCCCCGACUCGGGCAGCAGCUGCCAGACUCUCAGCAAUGAUACACGGCAAAGACCAAGUGUACGCCAACACCAUGCUGGUGGACCAGGUGGACGGAGCUGACAUUAAGUAUCGGCCCCCGGGGGAUGAGGAGGAGGUCGGUCCUUCGUCGUGCUGGGAUUCCUUCUCUCCCACUCUCGUUGAAUCGGGGAAUUGCUCCCAGAGCCGAUCCCAGUCGUUACCCCAUCCCGGGCCGAGGGGAAGUCAGGGCCCAGGACGGGACAAUGGCAGGGAGGCAUACUCUUGUGUUUCUCCCCCUUAUCCCUUUGCCUCCUCCCCCUCUUUUCCUUCCUCUCCCUUGGCUUCCGCCAUUCGUUUGUUCGAGGGAGCUCAGCGGUGUCAGAUGGGUCCUUCGGACUCUCCAGCUCUGGAGCGCAGACACUGCAGCGUGACAGACGCAAGCCGGAGUCUGAGCCCCAGUCUUGAGUGUGACAGUGAAGAAGAGGAUGUACCGGGACACUCUUCGAAGCAGAGGUCCAUCCAUCAGUUCAGCUCUGGAGAGGAGAGGGACUCCUUUGACACUUCACCUGAUUUUAAUCGCUCGCACUCCGACGUUGCAAAGAAAUCCAACAAGAAUUCCGAGGAUGCUGAAGUUCGGCUGCGCUCCUACUCCUACUCCUCCCCUAAAGCGAGGCCGUCGCGGCCUCUGCUGAACCGAGACUCGGCUAUCACCGAUCUGGAAGAAGAUGGCACUUUCAGCGGCGGCGGUCGUUCGCUACUUCAGGCUUUAUCUCUCUCUAAAUCACUCUCACGCCUCAACCAAGUUAAACAGAGAGCCUUCAACCUGACUGAAACGGCGAGAGAUAAGAGGGUUCUGGGUUUCCGUAAGCGGGCCCAGUCAGCAGAGGAGGAGGGCACGACAUCGCUCCAACAUCUCACCCUUACUGAGUUUCUCAAAGAGAUCGAGGAUGAGGAGUGGGAUAAAUACAUAAUCCCAUCUAAGGUUGAGUCAGAGAAGUACAAAGUGAGCCGGACCUUCAGCUUCCUAAAGAGCAGGAUGUCCAGCACCCGAAGCAAAACCAAGGUAAAAGGGAAAGAGAUGAAGGAGGGAAAAGAGAAGCCGGGAGCGUCUAAUGGGCACCAGUUUGUUCCCCUGUCUCCGCCUGCUCCUUCUCUCUGUGUGGCCUGUGAUAAGCCCGUUUCUGGGAAAGAGUCGUUGCACUGCUCCAACUGCUCUCUGAAUGUCCAUAAAACCUGUCGGGAAUCAGUUGCAGCCUGUGGAAAGAAGCUGCAGGAGAGGAAUGCAGUGCUGAUGAAAAGCAAGACCAUGUCUCUCCCGCAGAGCUUUGUCAAGGAAAUCUCUCCGGCCUCUCUGUUCACGUCAUCUGCCUGCUCUUCCCCAUCAUCUUCACUUCCAGCGAUGACCAAAGAGAAAAGGGACACUAUGUCGUCUUUCUCCAAAAGCCAAUCCGUCUCCAUAGACAGCAGAGGCUGGAGUGAAACGGCGGGGGUGGACAGUGAAUGCAGCGCGACGGCGUGGCCUUACAGCUCCCCGUCUGAAGAGGGAACACCUGUCACAACAUCUCCCCCUUUCGCCGACCUACCAAUCAGCACGAAGGAUACCGUUGAUGCUCCUCUGCUGAGUGACCUGUCGGCUGACCUGUUGGGGCUCGAGGCGGAGUCGUGGAGCAUCGCCGUCUGUCCCGAGUUUUGCAGACAACACGACAGGCGCACCGUUAAACGACAAGAUGUCAUUUAUGAGCUGAUGCAGACGGAGCUGCACCACAUUCAGACCCUGACGGUCAUGUCGGAGGUGUUCAGGAGGGGCAUGCUGGAGGAGCUGCAGCUGGACUGGGACUGCGUGGCCCGGAUCUUCCCGUGCUUGGAUCCCCUCCUGCUCUUACACAGAAACCUCUUCAGAGCGCUGCAGGAACGCCGGCAAGCCGCAACCCAAACCGACAAUUCCCGAAAUUACCUCAUCCACCAGAUUGGAGACGUGCUGCUUCAGCAGUUCUCAGAUGAAAAUGCUGAGAAGAUGAAGCAGGUGUACGGAGAGUACUGCAGUCACCACAUGGAGGCGGUGAACGUCUUCAAAGAGCUCCAGCAGCAGAACAAAAAAUUUCAAAACUUUAUCAAACAACAGAGUAAUAACUCUCUGGUCAGACGAAGAGAAGUGCCCGAAUUCAUCCUGCUGGUCACGCAGCGCAUCACCAAGUAUCCAGUCCUGCUGGAGAAGAUAUUACAGUACACUCAGGAAGGAAGCCAGGACCACGCUGACUUGUCAGACGCUCUGGCUCAGAUCCGCGACAUCAUCACCGCCGUCGACCUGGCGGUGGGUAAGUACGAGAGGUCUCAGGAGCUGCACGAGGUGCUCGCCAGGCUCGAAAUCAAGAGCUUUGCCAAGCUGAAGAGUGGCAAGCUAUUCCGCAAACAGGACCUGCUCAGCAAGCACCGAGCUCUGCAGCACAAAGGCCUGCUCUACUGGAAGACUGCUACGGGCCGUUUGAAGGAUACUCUAGCCCUUUUGCUCACGGACGUUCUGGUUUUCCUGCAAGAGAAAGACCAGCGCUUCAUAUUUGCUUCUGUGGACCAAAAACCUCCAGUUAUUCCUCUGCAAAAGCUGAUUGUUCGGGAGGUGGCCAACGAGGAGCGAGGAAUGUUCCUUAUCUCUGCAUCCUCCGCAGGACCAGAGAUGUAUGAGGUUCACACCACCACGAAAGAGGAGAGAAAUGCCUGGAUGAGACACAUCCGACAGGCUGUAGAGAGUUGUCCAGAGGAAGAAGAGGAGGAGGAGCGAGCUGCAGAGACAGAAGAAGCCAGACAAGCUGCAGAAGUGAGAGUCCAGAAGAUCAGCAAGUUCCAGGGAACCUUGCUCGGUCAGGACCAGCAGAUCUGCCACAGCCUGGAGGAGAAGUUACAGCUUUACGCUGAGCUCACAGAGUUAACGCUGUGCGCGCCAGAAUCUGUACCACACCGCCAUCUGCUGGUGGGACCUGCGCAGUACAUCGACAUCGAGGCGCCGCGCCAGGCGUCGACUCUGCUCACAGCUGCACUAAAAGAAGCUGAGAACCUCAUCGGCAUUCUUCAGACUCGGGAUGAAGUCCCGGUCCGCAGUCAGAACUCUCCCGUCCAAGCGCCCGAGUGCUGCAGCUACAACAGCCACGGCAGCAGCAUCCAGGAGUCUCCUUCUGAACCAGAUUAUCUGAGCACGCUCAGUAUGAGCUCCAACUCUCUCGGCUCUGACAGCGAGUUGGCGGGGAUGGACAACGCGUCGUGGAGCUCAGCUGUCGAUCUCAGGAAAGGAGACACAAAAGGGACACUACUAAAGGUGGCAGAGAGCGUCCAGAGCCUGACGCAGCUUCUCUACAGUCUGCAGGCAGCUGUGACCCUCCAGGACAGCUUCUAUGAAGUCCAAAAACUUCUCCUUCAAGAGGGAGAAAGACCUCAGCUCCGCAGCGUCAGCUCCCUCCAGACCAGCCUGGAGGAGAAACAGAGGAGCGUGGACAAGGUGAAAGAGGAGAAGAAGGGUUCGGAGAGGAAGAGAGAGGAUGUGGACGAGGUGCAGAAACUCCAAGCCAAACUCAAACAGGAGCAGCAGCGCUGGGAAAAGGAAUGUGUGACCAGAGAGAAGCAGCAGACUGAGCAGGAGAGCGUGCUGGAGCAGCGAGAGCAGCAGUGUCUCUUCGAGGCCGAGCGGCUGCGCUGCGAGCGGGAGGCGCUCGAGGCUCAGCUGCAGGAGUAUCAGCAGAACCUGGACAGGCUGCGGGAGGGCCAGAGGAGCGUGGAGAGGGACAAGGAGAGGAUGGAAGCCCAGCAGAGGCUGCUGCAAAGCUGGAGACACAGCCGGCAGAGCAGCCUGCCCGUCACAAUACCACUGGAUGGAUACAAGGUCGCUACGCACAGCCGCACGGGCAGCUACGACGGGAACUGCCCGCUGUACAAGAACAAGUCGAGCCUGCUCAGCUCCGUGCAGCAGAACCACCUCCACCAGCCCGCCAACCACAAUCACCACCACGCUCUCUCCACGCAGCAAAAGAAGAACCCCAACGGCCCGCCUCCCAACUCCAGCUGCGCCGCGGACCGCAGCCUGAGCGCCUGCCUCUACAACAGCCUCAACACGCUGCUGAGCCAGACGCACGGCAGGCAGCCUCUGUACGGCAGCAACCACGGCUGCACCCGGCCGUCUCCUGACCGCCUCCCUCCCUUCAGCACCAGGGUGGCUUCACAGCAGCAGGAGUCCAACAGCACGGAUUUCACCCAGCUGGGGGAGGCGCAGACCUCAGGUUCCUGGAGGUCAGGGGUCACAGCUCAUGGACUCAUCAAGGAGCACGACUCCUCCUCUCCCUCUCUUUUUCCCCUCCUCCCGCCGCAGGCAUACCUCUCACUCGAAGGACAGAACGGAGAGGAGGGAGUUCAGGAAAACAUUGUUUACCUCUGAGAAUCCACAACGGAGCGAAGCAAGCUGCUGAUUUAUCCGCGGCUUUAUUGUCUCUCUAUGCUAUUAAAAUUGACUCAAGCCCAUUUAAAAACCAGACUAUUCAGACUUUUUGACUGCUUAUGUGCCUUUACCUAAGUCGGUGUGCCUCCUGUUUGAUCAAACCGUUGUGCCUUUUUGAUUUUUGGAAAAAACAACAUGAAGUCAUUUUUUUUAUUACUUCUAUACUCUACUUUCACAUUUGUUGCACUUAUUUAAAGACAGAGGUACAUUUAACGCGAACAGUCGAAACAGAUGUAUUGAUUUAAUUUUCCCGAAAGCACUUAAAACUAAGCUAUAGCUGUACAGUCAAGCUUUGCCCCAGAAUUUGUCAUUGUUUUGCAGUGCCAUCUGUGUUAAUAUUUAUAAGUGAUUGUAAGCAACUGCAAAGCAUAUCUAUCUAUCUAUCUAUCUAUCUAUCUAUCUAUCUAUCUAUCUAUCUAUCUAUCUAUCUAUCUAUCUAUCUAUCUAUCUAUCUAUCUAUCUAUCUAUCUAUCUAUCUAUCUAUCUAUCUAUCUAUCUAUCUAUCUUUCAUGAGAAGGUCAUGUAUGCACACUGUGUUGUAAACAGAUACUGUAUUCUUCAUUUUUUUUAUCUGUCUGAAGUGCCAAAAACGUUGCUGAUUUUGUAAUUGAUGUAAAGAUAAUUGUUUUUCUUAUAAUUUAUUUGACAUAGGUCGCUUCAUGCACUCCCGAUAUUAACCGUAUUUUUGCUUUUAAUUGUCCCAUCUCGUAAUCUCUCUAGUUAGAAGUUUGCACGCCCUCAUCAGCGGCAUGAAGGCCACUUUAUUUUAACUGUUCCUUUUGCAUCAUACAUAUUUGAUGAUUUUUUUUUUUUUUUU